Molecule: messenger RNA, 4173 nt
Organism: Gadus morhua (Atlantic cod)
Lineage: Eukaryota; Metazoa; Chordata; Actinopteri; Gadiformes; Gadidae
Gene: ncanb
Product: neurocan b
Exons: 16
Coding region: 1-3927 (1308 amino acids)
Biological process (GO): positive regulation of neuroblast proliferation; glial cell differentiation; cell adhesion
Cellular component (GO): perineuronal net; synapse
Molecular function (GO): hyaluronic acid binding; calcium ion binding
Source: RefSeq, a predicted model, not a curated record
AUGGUGAACAUGAGGAAGGUGACUCACCAGGCCAUCAGUGAGGAGCUCUCCCACACGGUGAUGCUGCCCUGCCUCUUCACGCUGCGGAGCUCCGCGGGUCCGAGCGGCCACGAGCCGCCCAGGAUCAAGUGGACCAAGGUGUGGGGGCAGCGGGGCUCCGACGGCCAGCAGAAGGAGCAGGCGGUCCUGGUUGCCAAGGACAACGUGGUGAAGGUGAAGAAGGCCUUCCAGGGUCGUGUCACCUUGCCGGGUUACCACGUCAACCGCUACAACGCCAGCCUGGCGCUGAAGGGCCUGCGGUCGAGUGACUCUGGCCUGUACCGCUGCGAGGUAGUGGUGGGCAUCAACGACGAGCAGGACACUGUGCCUCUGGAGGUCACAGCGAGCUCAGAGGCCUCUGGGGGCCCUCAGGGGCCCCGUGUGAACGGCAGCCAGGGGGUCAGAGGUCGGCGUGGUCGUGUGGCGAAGGGGGAGGAGACGCUGGACACUUCAAACGCCGCGCACGGUGUGGUCUUCCACUACAGGGCGCCGCACGACCGCUACGCCCUGACCUUCAGCGACGCCAAGAGGGUGUGCACGGAGAACGCCGCCGUCAUCGCCACCCCAGAGCAGCUGCACGCCACCUUCGCCGACGGCUACGACAACUGCGACGCCGGCUGGCUGUCCGACCAGAGCGUACGGUAUCCCAUCCAGUCGCCUCGGCCCGGUUGCUACGGCGAUCGCGAGGACUCUCCCGGAGUCCGUAACUAUGGCGUCAGGUCCCCCGAAGAGCUGUUUGAUGUCUACUGCUUCGCUAAGCAACUACAGGGUGAGGUGUUCCACUCGGCGACGCCUGAGAAGCUGAACCUGGCCUCGGCCUCCACCCACUGCCAGACGCUGGGCGCCCGGCUGGCCACGGCGGGCCAGCUGUACCUGGCCUGGCAGGCGGGCCUGGACCGCUGCGACCCGGGCUGGUUGGCGGACGGCAGCGUGCGCUACCCCAUCAACGUGCCGCGGAAGCACUGCGGCGGGAACGAGCCCGGCGUGCGCACGGUCUACCACAACGCCGACCGCACCGGCUUCCCGGACACCACGGCGCGCUUCGACGCCUACUGCUUCAGAGCCCAGCAGCAAGCAGGGGUCCAGGCUGUGGAGGCGAGGCCAGUGUACGAGACGACGGACCCGGCCACAGACGCGGCGUCGAGUGCGGCCAGAACCCAGCGCACCGCCUUCCGCUUCCCCGCCUGGGCCGACCCGGACCGAACCGGCUUCCCCUCCAACGACGCUGCGGAUCGAUCGUCUGAGAUCUCAGAGGAACACGUUGUGAUCCACCUGCCGUCUGCUGAGCUGCUCCAGCAGGACCUGCAGCGAUCUGAAGCUGUGCCCAUGGACAAUAAAAGGGAGGAGAAGGAGACUGAGGCUUCUUCUACGAGGGCCGGGGAGAACGAGAGGGAGGAGAAGGAGGCUGAGGGUUCUCCCACCACGGCCUCGGACACCACGGCGCCGGAGAAAAGAGCCAGACUCACUCCGUUCAGAGAGACCACAGGCCUCUUUAAGGCCACGGGGAACAAAGGGGCCGCGGAGAACGCCAUCAUGGAGCAAACGGGCGGCUCCUCGUCACCGAAGGCGCCAGCGUACACGCUUCACGGCCCGGGGGAUGGCCUGUCGGAGCUGGAGAGAGAGGUGAUGCCGUCGGUUCCAUUAGUGCCUGCCGACCAGACGCCAUGGCGUGCUGUGAGCACCACUCAGCUCGGAGUAAAAGCUUCAGGCCCGUCCCUCUCCAACACAGACCUCGUGAACCCCAGUCCCGGUGGGAGGGCGAGGCCCAACGAACCGGUCCAGGUCUCCGGUGCCCCGGGUCCGAGAGGAGGGGCGGACACAGCCCCCGUCCCCAGCGGUCGAUUCCGCUGGGCCGUGAACACCGUGCGGGCCUUCAAGCUAGAACCCCCAGGACACGCUGCCACUCACCCGCCGAUGGAGGCCAAAUCUGGGCCACUGGAAGUCAAGUCCCUGGCGUCCUCCAUGCGACAGGACCACCCAGAGGACGACUUCUCUGGGGACGGAAGCCAAGUGACCCCCUGUCCUCCUAAAGGGAGCACCGUGGAGGAGAAGCAGACGGAGGCCAGUGGGGAGGAGGGCGACCCCACCGGUGUGUUCAAGGCGGAGAGCUACACCCGGGACCGCACCACCGUCAGCCUAGACACCGACUCAGAGGCAGCGGGCCCCGGCAGCGAGCCGGCGAUCCGGGUGGAGGAACACACGACUCUGACGGCUUACCAGCUCGUACAGCAGCCCAGCGCAGGCCCUGAGGACCCCACCGCCAGGGGCACGGAGCAGGAGGCCCGGGGGGAGAUCCUCUUCGUCCAACGGCCCACCGACAACCACAUGGCCUCCACCUCCAGCAGGAGGGAGGGCAGUUCUACUUCCUGGUUCACCCCCGUGUUCCGGAAGCAGGGGAGGGAUCAGAGCAGGGGCGUGGAGGAGGCCCCGGGUUCCCCGCCCGCCGUCUCCACCGCCGAGGCUUCCGCGGAGCGCCUCACCACGGCCGCCGCGCAAACGACGACGACGACGACGGCCGAAGACCCCGGGAUGGAAACGGAGGCGGUCACCGCGGCGACGAGCCCGGGCGGCCGGUCUGCCGAAGAGCUCUCGAUCUCCGUUUCGUGGGUUCGGGCCGAGCGGACGGAGAGGACGGCUACGGACACGGCGUACUCGCGGUCGCGCCACUCGUCCACCGGCGGCCAGACGUCCCCGACCCCGGACCCGGCGCUGCCGCCCACCAACGUGUCGGACCCCACGGGGGGACGGGUCACUGGGUCUGAGGCCCGGCCCGCGGUGUCCGAGUCCUUCGUGGUGAGCGGUCGAUGGACUCCUCCGGCAAUAAAGACCCCGACUCCCAAAGAGAAGGGGGAGGGGGGCCAAUCAGAGGCGAGGACGACGGAGACCACCGACCAGAACCCGCUCGGUGCCUUCCUGCCUAAUUGGGGCCUGGCAUUCAACCCAACAGUGGAGAAGGACCCGUGCCAGACCAACCCGUGCCUCCACGGAGGCAGGUGUCUGCAGGAGGGGGACGGCUACAGCUGCUACUGCCCCCAGGGCUUCUCUGGAGAGAGCUGCGAGAUCGACAUCGAUGACUGCCAGUCGAACCCCUGCCAGAACGGAGGCACGUGCAUCGACGAGAUUAACUCCUUCGUGUGUCUCUGUCUGCCCAGCUAUGGCGGCACCACGUGUGAGAAAGACACGGAGGGCUGCGAGCACACCUGGCGCAAGUUCCACGGCCACUGCUACCGAUACUUCAGCCGCAGGCACACCUGGGAGGACGGGGAGAAGGACUGCCGCGAGCACAGCGGGCACCUGGCCAGCAUGCACAGCCUGGCCGAGCAGCGCUUCAUCAGCGGACUGAGCCACGAUAACACGUGGAUCGGGCUCAACGACCGGACGGUGGAGGACGACUUUCAGUGGACGGACAAGAUGGAUCUGCAAUACGAGAACUGGCGCAGCAACCAGCCAGACAACUUUUUCGCCGGAGGAGAAGACUGCGUGGUGAUGAUCGCUCACGAGGGCGGCAAGUGGAACGACGUGCCAUGCAACUACAACCUGCCCUACGUCUGCAAGAAAGGAACAGUGCUCUGUGGGGCUCCGCCCACCGUGGACAGCGCCUUCCUGGUUGGACGGAAGCGCUCCCACUACGACAUCCACUCGGUGGUGCGCUACCAGUGUGCCGACGGCUUCCUGCAGCGGCACGUGCCCACCGCCAAGUGCCGCGCCAACGGCAAGUGGGACCGCCCCAAGAUCAUCUGCACAAAGUCCCGGCGGUCUCAUCGUAACCGGCGCCAUCACCACAACGGCCGGAGGGAACGCAGGAAGCACAAGAAGCACGGCCACAGGGAGGGGGGCCACCAUGGGGGCCGGGACCAUAACCUGGGCCAAGACCACGUCCACUUCUAAACCAAAUAAUAAUAAUAACCCCCCUCGCCGCCCCCUCUCUCUCUCUCUCUCUCUCUCUUCCUCUAUCUCUCUCUCUCCCUGAUCCACCUGUCUCCAACCCUCCCUUCCUUGCUCCUCCCUCCGCCCUCCCCCCGUUGCCCCCGGUGCCGACUCACCCUUACCCCCAAACAACUUAAAAAACUCUCUCCCCAAGCUCCAACCCGCCCCCCCCGCGCUCCUCGACCCUUGUUUUCUGCCCAGCUAGGC